AUGGGAGGUGAGACAAGAUUUGACGAAAAAGAGACAAAGUUACCCACUUAUUGGGAGACUCCCUUUUCGAAGAUUUGUCUGGGCAUGAAGAUCCCAAGUGAACAAACCGCGCAUUUCAUUGCUAUAAACCAGUCGGCUGACUCUCUACACUCUUUGAUCGCCGACCAGCAAUUCCGUCCCACAUCACUGAGUGUCGCUAAAUGGAAAUCACUGCUUGGUCCCCAAGGCUCUCUUCAGCCAGGUUGUAGAAAGGAAGGGUUCAAUGUAAUUUGCGACAGUCAAAGCCACGCAAAAGCAAGAAAUGUCAUCGUUGGUAACAAGGAGGCCGAUUGUAAUACUUGUGAUUCCAGAAUCGGGUUUGGCACGACCGGUCAGCAUGAUUCAACUAACACGUGUGGUAAUGAGGCGGUCAUCUUCGGAGAUAAUGGUGACAAGCAUAUCAAAGCCAUGGGAUACAUUUUUAUUCAAUGA
Molecule: messenger RNA, 471 nt
Organism: Stylophora pistillata
Lineage: Eukaryota; Metazoa; Cnidaria; Anthozoa; Scleractinia; Pocilloporidae
Product: putative skeletal organic matrix protein 5
Source: RefSeq, a predicted model, not a curated record